AUGUUGGAACUCUUUAUAUCGAUAUUGCACCAACAACGACGGCAAAAGCGUUCCGAUUCGGUAGCAUCCUACAAUCUAGCCUCUCACGUCGCAAAGAAAUCCAAGUUGGCGGACGUACUAUUGGACGGUGUGGAGAAGCUGGGAGAAACUUCGUUUCCCUCAUCCGCUGGUACGCUGGCUAUCUUCACAACCCUCUUCCAAUUCAAAAGUCGUCUUAGUUGCCCCACUAACACCUCAACGAGGCCUAACUCCGCCAUCGAAUCUUACAGUGUUAGACUUGUGUCAAAUUUUGAUAUCCCUGAUGUGAACAAGAAUUCCACAAUUCGCCGUGCUGAAUAUAGUCGCCGUACUGAUGCUGUUCGUCAUAGUCUCGACGUGAGGCACAAUCGCAGCCACCAGCAAUCACUUUACGAAUUCGCUCUCGUAACCUGUCUAGGCGUCAAUUCUAAUGCUUCAUCUUCGUCUCUACUCCUUGAUUUAGCAUGUGGCGCCUUUCUACCCUUUGGAGGUUAUAGUCUGACAGCAAAACUCCCCUUCAAACUCGGUUUGGAUCAGUUGGUACGCCCCAUUCCAGGCAUCGACUUUGCGCGAUGCUCAUUGUGGGUGACGGCGAAUGGUGAUCCUGGGGUAAUCAGCCUCUUUGCGCAAGAAUGCGUUCGGGUGCUGGCAAGUAGGGGCGGAGCGGCUGUUUUCCAAUUUUAUCCUGGAAACAAGGGUGAUCUUGAUGCAAUUUGUGAAGCUCUUGCAGAUGCGCAUCACUGUGUUCACGGGUGUCGUUUAAGUGCUCGACCUGUUGAAAACAGGGGAAUUAAAAUAUUUGUAUACUGUGUAAGGCGCAAUUUUUGUGGUAUUUGGGCGCGGCAGCUGGGCAACAAAUUCAAGAGUUGUAACUUUAAUGACUUGAGUCUGCCGCUGCAGCGCCUAAGUCUUCCUCGAAGUUAUUAUUGCCAUGAAUGGGUCUGGAUGGCCCGAAAUCUGAAUCGUGAUGAAGUCUCAUGCCACAUUUGGCAACAGAUUCAACGAAUUGACACCCUGGAUCCCGAGGAUGAUAUGGGCUGGACUCUGCGAUUCUGUAUCAACAUAUACGCAGCCGUUCUUGACAUGUUUGCACGAAUCCUGCGUCAUACUGCUGAGCAGUUGAGCGUCUUAGCACUGUACCACCCCGCUGGACGUCUUCUGUGA
This is a messenger RNA of Echinococcus granulosus, 1182 nucleotides long. RefSeq lists its product as hypothetical. The transcript has 8 exons. NCBI's taxonomy places the organism in Eukaryota, Metazoa, Platyhelminthes, Cestoda, Cyclophyllidea, Taeniidae. The record is from RefSeq and is a predicted model, not a curated record. The coding region runs from base 1 to 1182 and encodes 393 amino acids.